AUGAUCUCCUCUUUUACUCGCGAAGGCGGCGAAACCACGUCUUCUUCUUUACCUUCGUCUUCUUUGCAUCAUCAGAUUCGUUCGUACCGUCAAGGCCCGAACGCAACCUCGAAAACCACUCGCGGCGGGUACCGCCCGCCGAUGCUCUCGAAGGACGAACACCCGUACGACGACAGAGUGGAAGAGCUCGAGGACGUGAAGAAAAACGACCCGGACAGGAAGUUCCUCUUACUCCACCGAAAAGAGAAAUGGGACCGGGAAGUGAAAGCGAAAGAAAGUUCGAGCAAAUGUGGUGGAAGGUCUUUCCAACCGCAAAGGAACAAAAAUAAGUACAAACGAGCGAUGCAGAAACAAAUGUUCAUCAUGGAAAACAACGGCGAGAGGAAACGAAAUUCGAUGAGGAAAUACUUGGCAGAACGGCCGAAAGUGGAAGAGCACUGGCGGAGGAUGAAGAGGUUCGCGAAAGAUCCGGGUUUGUUGACGUUGGUGCAGUGCGAGUCGUGUAAGAAGACGUACCCGAAGUACGAGGAGGAAUGUAAGAAGUGCUCGGAGAAGAACGAGGAGGAUAACGCGAUGAGUGGUUUGUGA
This is a messenger RNA of Bathycoccus prasinos, 588 nucleotides long. RefSeq lists its product with no specific name. The record is from RefSeq and is a predicted model, not a curated record. The coding region runs from base 1 to 588 and encodes 195 amino acids. NCBI's taxonomy places the organism in Eukaryota, Viridiplantae, Chlorophyta, Mamiellophyceae, Mamiellales, Bathycoccaceae. The transcript has a single exon.